AUGGAUGUUGAUGCAGAUGGAUUUAGGCCUAUUUUUAGGAUAAAUGUAGUCGACAGGUCCUUUGAAGGACCAAUGAAUUCAUCACCGUCCCCACCUCGGUGCUGGACAGUCGACAAUGAUUUGAAUAAUUACAAGAGCGAUGGCGAUCAUCCCAUGAAUAUGGAAGAUGACUAUGUGCAUAUGAAAGAUGUUUCAUCGAACUUACAAGAUGUGGAAGAGGACUGUAGAACGGGAUCCCAACCAGUACAUUCCUUCUCUGACGAAACCAAUUUUUAUAAUGAUCAAACAUUUGCUGACAAGAAACAACUGAAACUACUACCAGAUGGAGCAGCGGUGAGGCAGUCUUUUGAUUAUCGUAUGGAGAAGAGCUGCACCAAAUUGUUGAAGGAAAAAUGUCUAUCCCCUAGUUGUGGAUGGUUGUUGCGGGCAAGAAAGUAUGAAACCUCGGACAUAUUUCACAUAUACAAGUAUGUCAGGAUGCAUACGUGUGGUGUUGAACAUGCCACCCGAAAGCAUAAGAAAAUGUCAUCUGAAUUGAUUGCUUCACUAUGCGUAAAUCAUUUUCGGGAUGGAAAUAGUCCAAGCAUAAGUGAAAUUCAAAGAAUUGUGUUCAAGGAGUUGCAUUGCCACGCAAGCUACUGGAUGUGUUGGAAUAAAAGUGUAAUUGCAAAGAACAUCAUUCACGGGACACCGGAGCACGGAUAUGCUUGCUUGCCUGUUUUUCCCCAUAUGGUGGAGUUGUUGAAUCCAGGGUCUUCCUACUCUAUCAUGGGAUAUGCCCACAUGAGAAAGGUAAUUGUCGUCGAUGGCACAUAUUUGUAUGGAAAGUAUGGGGGCGUGUUACUGAGUGUAGUUGCACAAGACACUGAAAAUCACAUCUUUCCAAUUGUCUUUUGUGUCAUCGAUAAAGAGAACGAUGCUUCUUGGACCGUCUUCUUUCAGAAGUUGAAGUCUAUUGUAGAAGAUGAACCAUAUCUACAUGUCAUCUUCAACAGGAACAUUAGCAUCACUAAUGCCUUCUCCCGUGUAUAUAGUCGUGCACAUCAUGGACUUUGCAUGAGACACCUCGCUGAAAAUCUCCAUGUAAAUCAACACUGUGGAGAACAUCUUUAUCUAUUCUACACCGAGGAAAAGGCAUAUUCCCUUGAUGAGUUUAGCAAGAAUUUUGAGAAAUUGAAGUAUAAUAGUCCCGAGGCAGCAUAUGUCCUUGAAAAUGUGCUUGGUUAUGGAAACUCCAUCUACGAGUACUCUUUGCCAAUUUAUAAAGUUGCAAGUUACCUCCUCGCAUACUCGGAAGCAAUUAAUGUUCUCCCUCUAGAGGCCGAAUGGAAUGUGCCAUAG
This is a messenger RNA of Capsicum annuum, 1341 nucleotides long. RefSeq lists its product as uncharacterized. The coding region runs from base 1 to 1341 and encodes 446 amino acids. Lineage: Eukaryota; Viridiplantae; Streptophyta; Magnoliopsida; Solanales; Solanaceae. The record is from RefSeq and is a predicted model, not a curated record. The transcript is spliced from 3 exons.